AUGGAUGAUCACUAUUGCUUACCCGAUUCAGGGUCUUCUUCCAACGCCUACUGGCUCCUUCUCCAAGUCCUCUCUCUCAUUCCUCUCUGGCACUACCUUCUCCUCGCAGCUUUCGUUCUCUUCUCUAUUCUCUACAAAUUCCUCGAGCUCCAUUUCUUCGAAGACCUCCUCUCCGGAUUCGCAGGUUCCCCCGUGCUUCUGUCCUACAACACCUCCUCUCAAAUCCGCGAUGCCGUCGUUUCGAAGUGCGAGGUUCUUCGCGGCAGAUAUUUGGCCACGCCCUGGCUCUGCAGCCCUCAUCUUCAGACUCUUUUCUUGAACUACUUCGGCAGACCUCCCUUGCUGAAAUACACAAGGGAACUGUUUAGGACUGCUGAUGGUGGAACCAUUGCCUUGGAUUGGCUGUUGAGUUCUGAUGUUUCGGAUGAUGUUGUUUCUGAAGAUGAAUCUACUCCCAUUGUUGUAGUUCUUCCUGGCCUCACAAGUGACUCUUCGUCUCAAUAUAUCAAACAUCUCGCCUAUCAGACAGCAAAGCGUGGAUGGAAGGUUGUUGUCUGUAACCACCGAGGUUUGGGAGGUGUUUCUAUCACGUCCGAUAUUUCCUACAAUGCUGGAUGGACUGAGGAUGUCCGCACAGUGGUUAAUUAUCUCCAUAAAGAGAGAUCCAAGGCACCUCUGUUUGUUGUUGGAACAAGUAUUGGAGCUAAUAUUCUGGUUAAAUAUCUUGGCGAGGAUGGUGAGAAUAUUCCUGUUGCCGGAGCUGUUGCUGUUUGCUCUCCCUGGGACCUUUUGCUAGGGGACAGAUACAUUCGCCGACGGCGUGUGCAAAAAAUUUAUGAUAAAGUGGUUGCAUUUGGGCUUCAACAUUACGCAAAAUUACACCAAUCUCACUUUUCUCGAAAUGCUAAUUGGGAAGGAAUUGAAAAGGUGGCCUAA
This is a messenger RNA of Sphenostylis stenocarpa, 936 nucleotides long. Lineage: Eukaryota; Viridiplantae; Streptophyta; Magnoliopsida; Fabales; Fabaceae. The record is from the annotation of a GenBank genome assembly.